This is a messenger RNA of Linum trigynum, 3590 nucleotides long. NCBI's taxonomy places the organism in Eukaryota, Viridiplantae, Streptophyta, Magnoliopsida, Malpighiales, Linaceae. The record is from the annotation of a GenBank genome assembly.
UGAUAUGUAAGGUUGUCAAACCGGUUUAUGCCAGUGUGUCGGUUUGGCAAGUGGAAUGAUUCGACCAGUGGCAUAUAUCGGAUUUUAUCGGUUCAUGCCGGUCAAUAUUAUAAUUAAAAUUAUAAAUUAAAUAUUUAAACAUGACAUUUAACGUCAAUACCUAAACAUUUAUACUUGAAUCCAACAAAUAACAUCAAUAUUUAAGUUUUAUAAUCAUAAAAUAAAUAAUAAAAUAUUUUUUAUCAAUUAAAUUCACUAAAAUAAGGUCAUUUUAAUUAUUUAUAUAUCGAUCAUGCCGGUCAUAUCGAUGAUGUCAGGCCGGUUUUAUGACCGAUACCGGUUGAACUGAACCGAUAGCUUCGUUGCCACCCUUGUUCGGGUCGGUUCCCACUCGGGACUAUAAAGACUUUACCAGGUUUAACCGAUGGCCUCGUUGCCGCUCUUAUUCGGAUCGGUUCCUGCUCGGGUCUAUAAAGACUUUACCAGGUUCCACGGGGCCUGGUAAAGUCUAUAUAGACCCGAGUGGAAAACGACCCGAUCCGAAUAAGGGCGGCAACGAACCUUUUUGGGGCUUGGUAAAAUCUUUAUAGACCCGAGUGGGAACCGACCCGACCCGAAUAAGGGCGGCAACGAACCUCUUUGCAGUAAUGAAUGAAAUCUCAUCAAACAGACAUUAAACUGUGGGGGUGAAGUCGUAGUAGAUUUACUAGUAGGUGAAGCUCACCGUUAGGUGUUGGGUGGAAAAUGGAAAUGCCGCCGUAGAAAAGUUCCGAUCAGAUACCUGAACUUAACUUCCCUUACAAUUUCAACCCUCCACGGCUCUCUGGUCAAAACGCCGGCCACUCAAUGUGAGCAUUAUUGCAUACAGUUCACAGACGGAGCUGGACGGACACGAUUCCGUGGUUGGAGCCAGAAGCUUUGCUGCCUGGAAAAAGGCAAACAGUACAACACAGGACGAAAAUCAUCAAUUCUCCAACUCCAAUUCUCCUCGCCCUUUUCAACUUCGUCCUCGCUCCGGAGAGAGAGCGGAGGGGGGAACUAACUAAUUAGUGCUGCUGCUGCGAUGAUGACCCUCGUUUCCACCGGCGGCCGCUCCUUGGCUGUGGGGCCACUGCCUAACUUCAGGAUCACGCCACCAUCGUGGCGGAGGCCUGCGCCGCCUUCUCUGAAGACCCCGCGCGCGGCCAUUGUGGAAUCGAGGCCGGUCAAAAUAGCGCAUGCGGCAAGGGAUAAUGCCUCCAACGGUAACGGCGCGCUGGUACUCGUGUCCGGCGGAGGCGGAGCAGGAUCCGGAGGAGGAGGUGGAGGUAGUCAGUCUGAAGAUAUUCAGGCGGAGGCUAGAGCCAUGGCUCGUGCCGCCGAUGCUCCCAUUUUCACCCCGGAGCUUAUUGCUAACAAAUAUGGCCGUAGACCUAUCGAGGUUUUGAGGAGGACGAUAGAGAUUUUGAUAGCGAUAGUUUCUUUUGGGUUGAAGCUGUGGUUGGACGAGAGAAAUGGAGUGUUCGAUCAGAAUAAGAGAGUCCGAGCGGCGGAGCUUAGGCAGAUUUUCACUCGAUUAGGACCGACUUUCGUCAAAUUGGGGCAAGGACUCUCCACCAGGCCUGAUAUCUGCCCUCCCGAGUAUCUGGAAGAGCUCACUGAGCUUCAGGACGACUUGCCCACAUUCCCUGAUGAGGAAGCAUUUGCCUGCAUCGAGAGAGAGUUGGGGGUUUCUCUCGACUCCAUUUACUCAACCAUUUCGCCUUCUCCUAUUGCAGCUGCGAGUCUCGGCCAAGUUUACAAAGCUCAACUCAAGAACUCUGGCCAAACUGUUGCUGUCAAGGUGCAACGCCCCGGCAUCGAGAAGGCUAUUGGUCUAGAUUUCUACCUCGUCAGGGGGAUUGGCGGAUUGAUUAACAAAUACGUUGAUUUCAUCACCAGUGAUGUUGUUGCUCUUAUUGAUGAAUUUGCAUACAGAGUUUACCAGGAGCUCAACUACGUCCAGGAGGGACAAAAUGCGAGGAGAUUCAAGAAGUUGUAUGCUGACAAUGAAGAAAUAUUAGUUCCUGAUAUUUUCUGGGAGUAUACAAGUGGCAAGGUCUUGACCAUGGAAUGGGUUGAGGGUGUUAAGUUAAAUCAACAGGAGGCUAUAGAGGGUCAGGGCUUAAAGGUUCUGGAUCUUGUGAACACGGGAAUACAAUGCAGCCUCAGGCAGCUCCUUGAAUAUGGAUAUUUCCAUGCAGACCCUCAUCCUGGUAAUCUCUUAGCAACACCAGAGGGGAAGCUCGCCUUUCUUGAUUUUGGAAUGAUGAGUGAGACCCCAGAAGAGGCAAGAUAUGCCAUUAUUGGUCACGUGGUGCACCUGGUUAACAGAGAUUAUGAAGCUAUGGCUCAGGAUUAUUAUGCUCUCAAAUUCCUCUCCACGGAUGUAGAUGUUACCCCAAUUGUUCCAGCAUUGCAGAAUUUCUUUGAUGAUGCACUCGAUUAUACAGUUAGUGAGCUUAACUUCAAAACCCUAGUGGAUGGACUGGGGGCUGUUUUCUAUCAGUACCCAUUUAAUGUUCCAGCUUAUUAUGCAUUGAUAUUGAGAUCCCUCACCGUGCUUGAAGGAUUGGCCCUUUAUGCUGAUCCUAACUUCAAGGUUCUGGCUGCUUCAUACCCUUAUUUCGCAAAAAGGCUUCUCACUGAUCCAAACCCAUAUCUUAGAGAUGCUCUUGUCGAGCUGCUUUUUAAAGAUGGGAGGUUCAGAUGGAAGAGACUUGAAAAUCUACUUAAGCAAGGAAGACAAGACCGAGAUUUUUCAGCAAGAGAUGCUCUACAGCCUGUAUUGAAACUACUGCUGGCCCCAGAUGGUGAAGAAUUGAGAAGAUUGGUUGUGAAGGAAGCUGUAUAUGUAUCAGAAGCUGUAGUUUUGACCUCAGUUGUUGAUACUUACAAUUCCAUACCCGCCAUGUUAAGACCUCCAAUCCUAUAUGGGAAUGGAAGAGGACCUCUCACGAUGAGUGAUGCUGAACUGCUAAGAACUAGAGAGUUCAGGGACCUAGUUGUCAGAGUAUGGGGACUUCUACGAACCUCUGAAGAUUUUGACCCGGCCCUCUUGCAACCUAUAUUGCAGGUCCUUCAACAGCCCGAGGCACGCAGUCUAGGAGGACGUGUUAUCGGUGGAGUAACUCAACGCCUUGCCGCACGAUUCUUGCAACAAGUGCUUCGCACGCCGCCACCUGUUCCGACCUCAUAGACAUUCUUUUUCUGCGUUUCAGGUAAGAAAGAUUCAUGUAACCUUGCACACUAUUGGAAAAGAAGGGGUAAAAGAAAAAGGGAAGGAUGAAAAGUUGAGAUGCUGAGUGGAUCAUCUCACCAAUUGUUUCUCUGGCAAUCAUGUAUAAUAGAAAAGUUCCCAAUACUCUGAACCAGUAUCUUGCAUCUUGACAGGCAGUGAACAAUCUUACUGUUCAGGAAAUCGUAUGCAACUGCUCUUAAUACUUUCGCGAGCCAACAUUACACAGUAAUUAGGGCAAGAAACGUAGAUCCCAAUCUUGAAAGCACUCAAGAAAGGUUCUCUGGGGAUCCGUUUUAACAUUGGAUGGAUCCGAUAAAAUUGGGACGAUGUA